AUCCAAGCCCCGCCCCUCCCGCUAGGACGCAGCGCGCCCCGUGACGUCUGCACACCCGCCUCCUGACCUCGGCUUCUCGCAGUCCGCUGGCGCCCUCGUCCUCCAGCGCAGGCUUCCGGGCUCCCGCUCCGGUUCCGGUGCUGGUUUUGGGUGCAGGCCUGGUGUGGUCUCCAAAGUGACUGAACAAUGCAGAAGGACAGUGGCCCACUGGUGCCUUUACAUUAUUUUGGUUUCGGCUAUGCAGCCCUGGUUGCUACCGGUGGGAUUAUUGGCUAUGCCAAAGCAGGUAGUGUGCCGUCCCUGGCCGCUGGACUCUUCUUCGGGGGCCUGGCAGGCCUGGGUGCCUACCAGCUGUCUCAGGAUCCCAGGAAUGUGUGGGUUUUCCUAGCUACAUCUGGGACCUUGGCCGGCAUUAUGGGGAUGAGAUUCUACAACUCUGGGAAAUUUAUGCCUGCGGGGUUAAUCGCAGGAGCCAGUUUGCUGAUGGUUGCCAAACUUGGAAUUAGUCUGUUGAGCUCACCUCAUCCGUAACAGCCAUAACCCUGUGUGGGCUCAUGAAGAAACGAAACUCUCCAGGCCUCCACAUUACAGGGUUGGAGAGAUAAGUGCAGCAUAUUUACAUAGUCCGACAUUUUUCAAAGACCCACCCUGAGCACACUGAGGCAGCCAUGUGUGGUUGCUGUGGUGUCCAUUCAGAGGCGGCGAGCGUCCCACCUCAGCUCACGCUGCCUUCGUGCAGCUUUGAUGAUGUCUCGCCUUUCUGUAUUCCUAGAUAAAGGGAUAAAAUGUUAACUGUCAACAUGAGGGCCCCAGAGCUACACAUCCUGCCCAGAAGUCUGAAAUCUCUUGGAGACAUUGGGCAUGUGGGAUCUUUCACACAGGUCUGCUAUGAAAUUAUGUUACAGUGACAUUAUCAGUGAAAAUAAAGUUUUCUAUUAAGAACCCU
Mus pahari (shrew mouse) is the source of this 946-nucleotide messenger RNA. RefSeq names its product transmembrane protein 14C. Bases 187 to 531 code for a protein of 114 amino acids. The transcript has 6 exons. Gene Ontology annotation, cellular component: mitochondrial membrane. Gene Ontology annotation, biological process: regulation of heme biosynthetic process. The record is from RefSeq and is a predicted model, not a curated record. Lineage: Eukaryota; Metazoa; Chordata; Mammalia; Rodentia; Muridae.